Messenger RNA from Ctenocephalides felis (cat flea), 768 nucleotides. RefSeq lists its product as uncharacterized. Lineage: Eukaryota; Metazoa; Arthropoda; Insecta; Siphonaptera; Pulicidae. The transcript has a single exon. The coding region runs from base 376 to 768 and encodes 130 amino acids. The record is from RefSeq and is a predicted model, not a curated record.
UAUCAUUUCCGUUCUCCUAUAGAUUCAGUCUGCUGAGAAACGUCGUACAGUAAAGACGUACAUUUGGACUAAAAAAAUACAUAAAUAUAUGCUAUACAAAUACAGCAUAUAAACAAACAUUAAGUGCAACUAAACAACAAUCUAAGUGUAACUUUGGAGGUGACAAAGCAACAGUCUGUGAUAAAACUCCCAGUGUGAUUUAAUAAAAUUGUAAAACAGUGUUGGCCUGAAUUUUUCUUGGAUAAGCCCAACGUGUGAUUGAUUACUUCCUCGCACAAUCCGUUUAUUAUCAGUGGAGGUCUACAGCCAUUUUGUAGACUGUAUUCAACCAGUUGUGCAACCAGCGCCGCAUUGGAUUCAACGGAUAACGGCGAUAUGCCGACCAAACAGCAGUCGACCGCAGGGUCGCUGGUAACGAAUGUCCACGUUGUCGAAGACAUUGUCAGCGAGAUAAAAGAAAACCUGAGGUAUCGAAAUGUAGCACUCAAAGCAAAAUCCAGCCUCAAAACGCCCGUGAGGAGAUCGACGCCCUAUCACAUACCCUGCCGGUCCUGGAGCGAGGACGCGGCGGCCAUUAAAAGUAAAAAGCAACGGGAGGAGGAAGAGGAUCCUUACGAAUUGCUACAAGCACUUAUAGAUAACAAUACGUUAGUUAAGGAAGCCGUCCGAAGGUUGCAGCAAGGACUUUCGGCCAAACAGCGCUACUUCUACGAAUCCGACGAGGAGUGCAUGAGCCCGGUGCUACGAAUGUGCCGGCUCGAAUUGUGA